Chanos chanos (milkfish) is the source of this 5197-nucleotide messenger RNA. It is a transcript of the gene akap12b, whose product is annotated as A kinase (PRKA) anchor protein 12b. The coding region runs from base 34 to 4800 and encodes 1588 amino acids. Lineage: Eukaryota; Metazoa; Chordata; Actinopteri; Gonorynchiformes; Chanidae. The record is from RefSeq and is a predicted model, not a curated record. The transcript has 7 exons. Gene Ontology annotation, cellular component: cytoplasm. Gene Ontology annotation, molecular function: calmodulin binding; protein kinase A binding. Gene Ontology annotation, biological process: signal transduction; regulation of protein kinase C signaling.
UCAUUCAACUGUGGAGAAAAAGUGGUUGAAAACAUGGGAACGACUACAUCUGUGCAGCGGGACGCGAAGAGCCCCGAAGAUGCGACAGCCGAGGAGUGCAGCAUAGAGGUGAACGAGGUCCAGAACGGGGAAAACAUUGAUGCAAAGGAGCUCCAGAAGAAUGGUCAGAUUUCUAUCUCCAGUUUGAAUGGGAAGACUGAAGAUCAGACAGAUCUUAAUGGACACUCAGAGGACAACACGCCAGCUGAGGUUGGCCAGACAGACACUGUGCCCCAGAAAGAAGACAGCCCUGACACAAUGGAGGUGCUCCAGGAUGAGGUCUCACCUCAGGUAAAUGGGGAGAAAGAGGAGAAUGAGUCUGCAGAUGCAGAUGAGAUCAAAGUCACAGAGGAGAAGCCUGCUGAGGAGAAACCAGCGGAGUCCAACGAGGUGGGCUUCAAGAAGAUCUUUCGCUUUGUUGGCUUCAAAUUCACUCUGAAAAAGGACAAGAACGAAAAGACAGAACCUGUGCAGCUGCUGACAGUGAAGGAAGCUGAAGCUGGUGCCUCGGAAGCAACCUCUGAAGAAACCAAGGAUGAGGCUGCAACAGAGGAGGAGAAACCCGCAGAGGAGAAGGAAGCCGAAGUCAAGACAGAGCAAGAGGUAACAGAAGCUGCUGGAGACAACACACAGGAGCAGUCUGAACAGGCUGCACCUGACGCCUCUGAUCAAGUUGCUUCUGAAACAUCUGAGCAGGUCGCUUCUGAGCAGCCAACAGAAGAGGCUUCGCCGGAUGCAAAGAAAGAAACGGAGGCAUCUGCAGAACCAUCUGUCAGUCCCCCUGCUCAGGAGACACAGUCACCCUUCAAACGGUUCUUCACUCAGGGUAUCUUCUCAAACCUGAGGAAGAAGGCAAGCUUCAAGAAACCCAAAGAGGAGGAGGCGGCAAAGCAAAAGCCUGCAGAGGAGGAGAUAAAGGAGACAGAGGAAGCAACGGAGGCCGCAGGAGAAGACACUGAGAAAGUAAAAGAGGGAGUGGAAGAUGGGUUGGCUGAGAAGGAGCAAGAGGAGAAACCUGUGACACCUGAGGAGGGUGAAGCAGAACCAAGCACAGAGGAUGUGCCCACUGAGGAGCAAAAGGAAGAAGAGAAAAAAGAGGAAAUUCAAGCUGCAGCUGACACUAAACCCGAAGCUCUUGUUGAAGCAGAAGAGGGUGCUGAGGCUCCAAGCACUGAGACUACUGAUGAUUCCAAACCCACUGACGAGACCAAACCAAACGAGGACAAAGCUGAGGAUGCAGUCCAGGAGGAAACAAGUCCUGACAAAGCUUCUGUAGAGGUUUCUACUGAGGCUGAAAUUCUGUCAUCCCAAGAGAAGGCAAAGGCUCAAGGCAGCCCCCUGAAAAAGCUAUUCACUGGAGCUGGUCUUAAAAAGCUAUCCUCCAAAAAACAGAAGGGAAAGAAGGAGGCUGAGACAAAGGCAGUGGAAUCUGGAGAACAGGUCGCUGAGCAGCUCCAGUCAUCCACUGAAUCUGCAGAAGGUCAGAAGCCUGAGAGUGGAGCUUCAUCUCCUGAAGAAUCAGGUGAGCAUGUUGUAGGUGAGGCUACUCAAGUUGAAGCAAGUCAAGAAGGUGAGGAAGAAGCAGUUGCCUCUGACAGUGAGAAGAAGAAAGAAGGGAUCUUGCCCUGGGCUUCCUUUAAGAAACUAGUAACCCCAAAGAAACGCGUUAAGAGACCGUCUGAGAGUGAAGAUGAAGCAGCACCCAAUGACAAGACCAAAUCUGCGACCUUAUCUUCAACAGAGAGUGCCGUCUUUGAUGAGAAACCGGAGGAGCCAAAGCCAAGUGAGGAGGCAGAGCCCAAGGCUGAGCCAAAAGCUGAGAAAGUUGAGCCAACUGCAGAGGAGCCAAAGAGGAAGAUGGACACCUCUGUGUCCUGGGAGGCUCUUAUCUGUGUAGGAUCAGCCAAAAAAAGGGCCAGGAAAACCUCAGACUCUGAUGAUGAGGAGACUAAGAUUGAAGAGGAGGUACAGCAGUCUGGAGAAGAAAAGGCAAAAACUGCCGAAUCUCCACAUGAAAGUUCUCCAGAAGCAGAUGAAAAUACAGCGUCAUCCCCUGAACCAGAGGGCGAGCUUGUGUCUACUUGGGAAUCCCUCAAAAGGCUGGUUACCCACCGUAAGAAACCCAAAGCUGAGGAUAAGGCUGAUGAUGCUGCUGGUGCUGAGCAAGCAACCUCAGACAGUGAAAUCCCCAAAGAAGAGUCAUCCUUCUCCCUAAAGAAACUGAUCCCUCGUAGGAAGAAAAAAACUGAUGGAAAACAAGAGCAGGUGUCUUCUGAUGUCGGAUCUGCAGAGGAGGACUCUGACACACCAGCUGUGGUCCCCUUGUCUGAGUAUGACAAUGAACCAGCUGAACCAGUGGCAACUGAGGAAUCUAAGAUGGAGGAGGUGAAGCCAGAGGUGUCAGUUCCAGUAACUCAGGCAAGAGCCUCAGCUGAAGACCGAUCACCAUCAUGGAUCUCAGCCACUGUGGAAGAUAUUCAAGAUGAAGCAGAGGGGAAACAGUUGAGUGACAUACCAGAGGAGGGAGAUACAGCUGGUACACCCAAAUCAGCUGACAACACAAUCGCUGAAGACAUUGUAGAGAUGACUUCAGAUGCCGUCACUGCCCUUGAGCAAGUAGAGGAGACUGAAAUGGUCUCUGCUGUCUCACGUAUUACAGCAUCACCAGUUACAUCUGGUGAAACCACACCAGUGCAGCAUGAAGGUUUGGAGAAGAGGGCUGAGACAGUUAUACAGGAGGCUGUGGAAACUAUCAGUGAUAUUCCAAAUUCCAUUGCAGUCACAAUAAGUGAGGAGCAACAGAAAGUUAUUGCCACCUCCACCUCCCCACUCCAGGUUGAGACAGCUAAAAAGGAAGAGAAAGUGGUGCUAGUAGCGCAUGACAAAAGUGCUGCUACAGCCAUCUGCACAGGACUUGUCAGUGAGGAAAUUGAAAGUGCUAAUGAAGAGACACCCUUGAAGGCUUCAGUGGAGUGUGUCACAUCUGUAAGUGAAGCAUUGCCCACAGAGAUCACUGUUGGGGCUGAAAGUGAGAAACCCAAAGAGGCUGUUGUAACAGAGGAUAAAGUUUAUGAGGCUCAAGUGCAAGAUGUCGAAACCAAGGUGGAAGAGAUUCUCGCAGUGCCCUUGGAGAAUUCUGUAGAGGAGAAGGUGGAGCUGGAAGAGGUCAAAGAGACACCUGAGCCUGAGUCUGCAAAUGAACUACAGGAACCAACUGCAGUCAAGGUAGCUGUGGUUAGUGCUGUCCAAAUGGAGGCAGAACCUCUUGAGGAACCACUUGUAAUUGAAAACACACCAAAGUUUGAAACAGAGGGACCUAUUGAACCAACUGUGGAAGUUCCCGUCUGUACUCAAACGGCUGAAGUUACUGAGGUUGUUGUCAGAGAGGAUGAAAAGUUUCAGAAGCUUGAAGAGGUUGAGGAAUCCACUGCCAGUGCUGAGAUAGCAUCUUUAGAAGCAGUUAAUGUGGCUGCCACCGAAGAAAUAAGUUCUUUGUCAGAUGCCCCCGUGGAGGAGACAUCUGAGUCCAAGGAAGCUGUUUUCCCUGUUUUGGCUCCUACUGCGGAACUCGCAGUUUCCAAAGAAGCUAUUUCUGUCAUUAGUCCAAUCUCUGACAUUGCAGAUGUAAAGACAGCAGAGAAAAAGAGCGAGGUUGUACUGGAAAAUGCUCCUGUUGUCCAGGACACAGACCACAAAAUUCAAGUUUUGACGGAUGAGGUUGAGAUGAAUUCAGCGUUGACAGCUGUUGAAUCAAGUACGGAAGUGGCAUCCUCAGUUGUCACUGCUGUAGUUGACGUUUGUGAGGAUGUAAAAGAAGAGUUGACACUGUCACAGGCAAAGCAAGGUGAGGAGGCUCAGGGUAUAGAAGAACAGAGCACUGUUAUUGUUCAGACAGUUAUCCAGAGUAUAGUGGAGAAGCAAGCACCAGAACCUGAAGAGCAAACUGUAACCGAAACAAUAUCAGAAGAGGUUCCUGUAGUUGAAACACCCUCAGCAGAGGCACCAGUUUCAGAGGAAAAGGAUGGAGCCCCUGAGCAACAAGUUAAGACAGAGGACAAAGUUGAAGAAGAAGAACCAAUCCGAAAUGUCAUUGAGAAACUACCACAAACAAUCCAUGAAGCCAUCCAGGUUUUUGAAACUGUCCAGGUUGGUAUUGUAGACAAAAUUGAGGACCAGCAGGAGGAAUUUGCAGAUCCCUCUGUCACCACUGUGCACCAACCCACAGAAGUGACAGUACAGGACGUAGAAUUGAGGAAUAAGGAAGAGGUAACACAGAGUGAGAAAUCACAACAAUCCACAACAGAGGUGAAUGGUGAGAAAGAAGAAGUUGCAGAUACUGAUCCAUCCAUGCAAACAGAUCCUGAAAGCAUAAAACAUGCCCAGGUGAUAGAGAAACAGUGCCAGGUGGCACAUGAGAUUUCUAUCGAGACAGCAGAGGAAUUCAAUGUUGGAGUCAUACAUGUGGUGAAUGCAGAUGAUACAAACAUGAAAGACGAUGGCUCUGAGGCUCAGAAAUCAGUGGAAGAGAUCCCUCAAACGCCUUUGGAAGAGCCUCAAAAGAAGAUUUCAACACAGGACACACAGAACAAGGAGCAGGCUGAAGCAGAUGACACCUGUCAGAAGUCAGAUGCUAAAGACGAAGCCGCCACGGGGGAGACAGCAGCUGAGAAAAUAGCCAAAGCUGUGACAGAGAUGGAGGUCGUUGAGGAGGUGGUGAUUGAGAAUGAACCUGUCUCCACAGAGGUUGCAACAGUAUCAUGAGCAGUCUUUGAGGGAGAGACAGUCGCAUGACUUGAACAUGGAACGUACCUGAAGCAGGAAGUGUGAGGCUGUUGUACAGAACACACCCAGAUAGCGCUCUGCCACACCCCUCAGGAGCAGGAGACCAAUGAACAAUAUCUCUGCUCUUGUCAGUCAUCCUCUCACUUAUCCAUCAGUCCAUCCAUCCCUCCAUCUAUCUUGUAUUUCUCUAUGGCACCUGUCCUGUCAUAAAUGCCAUUCAUUUGCAUUCCACCUAAGAGCCUUCCUCCUCCCUUAAUAUAUUCUGAACUCUGUACUCUUUUCCCGAACACUAGAGCCUCAAACCUGUCCCUUAUCCAAGACCACCACCAGCCAAACUGACACAGACUCUGCUCAUCCUGCCUGUAACUGAUGUGAU